CCUCAGGCCUGUCCGCCGUGGUUUGUUGAGCUGGUUCUCCGCGCCACCCGUGACAGAUUUUCCGCGAUGCCAGCCGCUUAGCGCCUGCGCAGACUGCGGGCGUCCGUCAGCAUGACAACGACCGCUGGGGGACCUGGAUCUUGGAGUGAAAAUAUACUACAGUAUUUUCUGAGAAAUAACCAGAUCACUACAGAAGAUGGUGCCCAGAUCACCUGGUAUCAUGCAGCUAACCACAAGGCACAAAUGAAUGAGGCACUGAAAAGUUCUGCUCACAUGAUAGAGGCUGAUGUCCUUCUUCCGAGUAAUGGAUCAGACCAUGGCCAACCAAUCAUGGCCCAUCCUCCUGAAUCAAGCAGUGAUAAUACUCUACAGGAAUGGCUGACUGAAGUUAUGAAAAGCAAUAAAGGCAUCAAACUAGAUUUCAAGAGUCUGGCAGCUGUAGAACCAUCGAUGAUGCUUUUGGAAAAUGUGAAGAGGCAUCUGAAGCGUCCCGUGUGGAUUAAUGCUGAUAUUCUUCCCGGUCCAAAUGGGAAUAGCAAAGUAGUGGACGCAAAACCUUUUAUAGACACUGUGACAUCCUUCUUUCCAGAUGUGACAUUUUCCCUGGGUUGGACAACAGGAUGGUAUCCUGAGAAAGUCAAUGAAGGUUACAGUUGGACAAUGGUGAAAGAGAUGGAAUGCAUUUGUAAUGAACUAAAUCAGCCUGUGACAUUUCCUGUCAGAGCAGCAUUAGUCAGGCAGUCUUGUUCUCAGUUACUUUGGCUGUUAAAGAAAUCAAACAGGUACAGCCUGACUAUUUGGACUGGAAAAAAUGAUAACUAUUCUGUUGAAGAUUUACUUUGUAUUAGAGAACAUUUUGACAAAAACCAAGUUUUCUAUGAUAUCUUGGAACCACAAAAUCGUGAAUUUAAACAAGCCAUUGGAAUCAUUCUCUAAGAAGAAGAUUCUUCUAAAUUAUUUCAUGUUUUGGUUUCAUAAUCUUUCUCUGCUUUGGUCUGAAUUAAUUACCAAUAAAUUAUGAGGACUGAAUUAUGCUUCAAU
Messenger RNA from Pteronotus mesoamericanus, 1041 nucleotides. It is a transcript of the gene FAM151B, whose product is annotated as family with sequence similarity 151 member B. Bases 112 to 936 code for a protein of 274 amino acids. The transcript has 6 exons. The record is from RefSeq and is a predicted model, not a curated record. Lineage: Eukaryota; Metazoa; Chordata; Mammalia; Chiroptera; Mormoopidae.